Molecule: messenger RNA, 2504 nt
Organism: Cornus florida
Lineage: Eukaryota; Viridiplantae; Streptophyta; Magnoliopsida; Cornales; Cornaceae
Product: probable inactive receptor kinase At1g27190
Exons: 1
Coding region: 291-2102 (603 amino acids)
Biological process (GO): protein phosphorylation
Molecular function (GO): protein kinase activity; protein binding; ATP binding
Source: RefSeq, a predicted model, not a curated record
UUUCUUUUCAGCGUAAUUUCUUAACCAUUGAAUUGAAUUAUCAACCCCAUUACCCACUCAACGAAAAAGCUAAAAAUCCCCCCGCAAGAUUCAGUUCCAAGUCGCAAAUGCAACACUCUGGUCAUUUUCUUCACACCCCCAAACCAAGUCAAUGUCUCUCCUCCAUUCUCUUCUUAGACCAUUCCUGCUAUAGAUUCGGGUUUGAUAUGUGUGUGAAUCUGUAAACCCUAACCCUAGAUAACUGAACCCAAACCAGAUUCAAUCUUUGCUCUUCCGAUCAACGAUCUCUCAUGACUUGUUUCCGAGUAUUCAGGUAUAUUCUAUCAGUUGUGAUUGUGUUUUUGUGGAUCGUUUGUGUUGCGAUCGGCGAUGAUGAUGUGAAGUGCUUGCAAGGUCUGAAGAGCUCGUUCAAAGACCCUCAAGGUAAGCUCGCAACAUGGACUUUCUCCAACAAUUCGAUUGGAUUUCUAUGCAAAUACGUCGGCGUGUCUUGUUGGAACGAUCGCGAGAACCGUCUGUUCGGUCUCGAGCUUCGUGAUAUGCAACUCGCCGGCCAAAUUCCCGAGCCUUUACACUUCUGUCACAGCUUGCAGUCUCUGGAUCUCUCCGGUAACGAUCUAUCCGGUUCGAUUCCUAAACAAAUUUGUACUUGGUUGCCUUUUAUAGUAACCCUAGAUUUGUCUACUAACAAUCUCAGUGGUCCAAUUCCGGACGAACUUGCUAAUUGUUCUUAUUUGAACACUCUGAUGCUGUCGAACAAUAAAUUAUCUGGACCUAUACCUUACCAGUUCUCAAGUUUGGGUCGUCUAAAGAAGUUCUCUGUUGCCCAAAAUGAUCUGUCCGGACCGAUUCCACCGUUCUUAGAUGGUUACAAUUCGGCCGAUUUCGCUGGGAAUGAUGGACUUUGCGGUAAGCCGCUUGGGAAGUGUGGUGGUUUGAGCAAGAAGAAUCUUGCAAUUAUAAUUGCGGCCGGAGUUUUUGGGGCUGCUGCAUCGAUGUUGCUAGGUUUUGGCAUUUGGUGGUGGUAUUUUACAAAGUCCAGCCUGAGGAGGAAGAGAGGGUAUGGGGCUGGAAGAUACGAUGAUGGGAGUUGGGCUGAGAGGUUGAGGUCGCACAAACUUCUUCAGGUUUCAUUGUUUCAGAAACCCCUUGUGAAAGUUAAGUUGGCGGAUUUGAUGGCUGCGACCAACAAUUUCAGUGCAGAAAAUAUCAUCAUCACAACUAGGACGGGAACCACUUAUAAGGCUGAUCUUCCUGAUGGGUCUGCACUUGCAAUUAAGCGGCUCAACACUUGCAAGCUAGGUGAGAAGCAGUUUAGGUGGGAGAUGAAUAGAUUAGGGCUGCUUAGGCACCCGAAUUUAGCUCCCUUGUUGGGGUUCUGUGUGGUGGAAGAGGAAAAGCUUCUGGUUUAUAAACACAUGUCAAAUGGAACUCUGUAUUCACUAUUGAAUGGAAAUGCAGCUGAAUUGGACUGGGCAACCAGGUUUAGGAUUGGUUUGGGUGCUGCAAGGGGGCUUGCUUGGCUUCAUCACGGCUGCCAACCUCCCAUCUUGCAUCAGUACAUAAGCUCUAAAGUGAUUCUACUUGAUGAGGACUUCGACGCUAGGAUAAUGGAUUUUGGAUUGGCAAGGCUUAUGACAUCUUCUGAUGCUAAUGAGAGUAGCUUUGUUAAUGGGGAUUUAGGUGAAUUUGGUUAUGUAGCUCCAGAGUAUUCUAGCACAAUGGAAGCUUCACUAAAAGGGGAUGUUUAUGGUCUUGGGGUAGUGCUCCUGGAGUUGGCUACUGGGCAGAAACCUCUUGAAGUCAGCAACGCUGAGGAAGGAUUCAAGGGAAGUUUGGUGGAUUGGGUUAAUCGGCUCUCUAGUUCUGGUCAAAUUAAGAAUGCCAUUGAUAAGGCUCUCUGUGCAAGGGGCCAUGAUGAAGAAAUUGUGCAGUUCCUGAGAAUUGCUUGUAAUUGUGUGGUUUCUCGGCCUAAGGACAGGUGGCCAAUGUACCAGGUUUACGAAGCAUUGAAGAGCAUUGCUGAGGGCCAAGGUUUCUCUGAGCAAUAUGAUGAAUUUCCUCUACUUUUCGGCAGGCAAGAAACUGGCCGUCCAAUUUAACUUUGCAGCAAAUGGAAGGGAGAAGCAUGACGAAGUGGUUUACACUUUGCUGUGUAAAAAUUUUCAACAUCUUGUGGUAAGCUCUCAAAUGCUUUCAUACCAAUCAGUGCGUUCUUCAUUUUAUCUGGUUCAAUUCCCUUUUUAUUGGAUAUAGCUGUACGAUAUACUAAACUUCUCAAAACUGUAGUUCCUCUUAUUUGGUAAAAUCUGUUCAUUUGCACUUUGUUGUACUGAAAACGGCCUCCAAGUUCUUUUGAUGUUUGUAACAUGCUCGUCUUUGUAGUUUUAAGAAAUUUCAUCUUUAUCAUGUCAUAAUUGUACCCAACUGAAGGGACCAUUAUUGGUUUGGUUUUAUGUAAGUCUUUGAUUUGCUUUAUUUAAUGCAUGGUCCUUUCCUUGCUA